Closterium sp. NIES-65 is the source of this 3045-nucleotide messenger RNA. The record is from the annotation of a GenBank genome assembly. Lineage: Eukaryota; Viridiplantae; Streptophyta; Zygnematophyceae; Desmidiales; Closteriaceae.
AUGGGAGCGGGCUCGAGUCAACCCGCGCAUCAGCAGCAUCGUCGGUCGCAGCCAGCCAGGCCGCCGCAGUACUACCCGCCCGUACCCUACUCCGUCCCCGCAGGCGCCGUUCCGCAAGCCCCGUACGGCCAUGCGCCGUAUCCCUACGGAUACGCGUACCACCCGCAGGCCGGCGGCGGAGUGUCUCCCUCUUCGUGGCAGCACAACCCGCACUAUCCGCAUCCUCCGCCCGCCGCGCCGUGGUACGGCGGAUAUCCCGGGCACGCGCCACCGCCAUACCAGGUCCCGGUUCCGCCGAUGAUGCCGGCGCCGCCUCCGCCGGUGGUAGCGGAGCCGCAGCAAGCGGUGACGAUAAGGAACGAGGUGAACGUGAAGCGCAGCUCGCUGCGACUGCUGCGCGACCCCGCAGAUCCCAGCAAGCACCUUGUCGCCUUCACCUUCGAUGCCACCACCAGCGGCAGUGUGAGCGUGUUCUUCGCGGCGCAGGAGGGCGAGGGGUGCAGCCUCAGGGGGGUGUAUCCGCACGUGCACACGCCAAAGGUCGUGCGAUUCGCCAAGGGUCUCGGUCAGAAGUUCGUGCAGCCGUCAGGCACGGGCGUCGACCUCUCGGUUAUCCCAGAAGAGCAUCUCUUUAGGGUUUCAAGCCCCAGCCCCGUGUAUCCGCUCGUUAUUCGCACCCGCGUCGAGCCCAGAAGCUCGAAAUCCGCGACAGUAGCAUCGCCGAAUAGUAGCGCUAGCAGCGGUGUCAGUAACGUUCAGUCCAGCGCGCCCGCGAGCGCGUCGUCGUCAGAGCCGUGUUCUGUCGGCAGCCAUGGCGUAGAAUCGUGCGACUCGGAUCCAGGCGCUCCGCUGCCCCCGUCGGUGCAGUCUCAGAUGACCUACGCUGUGCUCGAGAAGGCCGCUGUAGCGCGUACGGAGAAAGAGGGUGAAGGGGAGACGGCGGAGGGCGAUAAGGGGAAGGGCACAGGGGAGCUGCCCGGGCUAUUCGUGGUGCGGCCGGUGAAGCAGAAGAUCUGGGUGGACGGCACCAGCUACGAGGUGCAGGAGAUCUACGGCAUCGAGCAGUGCGGGCGGGCCAACCCGGGCAGGAGCAAAAAGGGCGAGGCAGAGGGAGCGGGGGGUCAGGGGUCGGCAUUGAGCGACGAGGAGGAGGAGGAGGAGGACGAGGUGGCGGGCAAGGAGUGUGUGAUCUGCAUGUCCGCGCCCAGAGACACCACCGUGCUGCCCUGCCGCCACAUGUGCAUGUGUGCGGACUGUGCCAAGGUGCUGCGGUACCAGACCAACAAGUGCCCCAUCUGCCGCCAGCCCGUGCAAUCAUUGCUCGAAAUCCGAGUGCCGCCCAGGCUACCCUCGCUGGACGGGCCCGAGCCGACCUCCCCUGAGGCGCAGGGAGAAGCAGCGGCGGAGAGGCAGGGGCAUGCAGAGGCAUGUGCAGGGCCUCCACUGGCAGGGUCGGACCGCCGUGCCGAUCCUAGGUCUGCAGCGGCUCAUGCGGGCAGUGGUGCUGCUGAGGAAGGUGGUUCCCGGGGGCAUGGUGAGGCGAGCAGAGGUGUGGAUUCAGCUGCAGGGAGGAGCGCAGUCCUACCGUUCGCGCCGGGAGCAGCGGCGCAGGGCAGGCCAGAUGCCGUGGCGAAGCUACCCGGUCAGCCGGCAAGCGCGCCCAAGUUCAACCAGUCAGCCGGCUACAUAACGGUGGACGGGCGGAAGGCGUACUUCUACUGGCUCGUGGAGGCCAUCGGGCAGCCCGACUCGAAGCCGCUGCUGCUCUGGCUCAACGGCGGUCCGGGGUGUUCAUCCGUGGGGUGCGGGCUGUUCGAGGAGGUGGGGCCGUGGCGCGUGGCGUCCAAGGCGGGCGCCGCGCUGCUCUACAACAAAUACGCCUGGAACCGACUGGUGAACAUAGUAUUCCUCGAGUCGCCCGUGGGCGUGGGAUACUCCUAUUCCAAUGACACGUCAGACUACACCACCGACGACGAACAGACAGCGAAGGACAACCACGCGUUCCUGGUGGGGUUCGUGGCGCGGCACCCGCGGUACGCGGGGAGAGAGUUCUACAUCGCAGGGGAGAGCUACGCGGGCCACUACAUUCCGCAGCUCGCCGCCCGCAUCAUCGAGCAGAAUCAGAUCCAGGGCGGCACGCGGCUGAACUUGGACUUCUCGGGGAUUUUCCUGGGCAACCCGUUUGUGAACUAUGCUCAUGACACCAAGGGGCCCAUCCAGUUCUUCUACGACCACGGCAUGCUCAGCACCGACCUCUACAACCACGCCAUCAACUGCGACUUCACAUACGGCGCCCCCAACCUGGAGUGCCGCUACCACAUCAACUCCGCCUUCUCGCCCUGGUACGAGCCCAUCGACCCCUAUAACAUCUACGCGCCCUACUGCCUGGCGGACAUCGCAUCGGCGCGCCUGUCCGCCUCGGCACGAAUGAACCCGCGCCUGCGCUACUCCAUCGCCGCGCUGCAGGCCGCCAUACAGCAGCAGCAGCAGGCAGCGCAAGCACAGGCGGCCGCAGGGAUCGGGGAGUUGGCGGCGCCGAGGGGUGCGGGGAGCAGUGGCAAGGCGAUGGAUCCGCUGGACAGCCCGGCGUGCAUGGACGCGUGGGUGCAGCGCUACCUGCGCUCGCCCGCCGUCUACAGGACCCUCCGUGCGCCCGCUGUCCGCGCCUCCCAGUGGAGCCUCUGCUCCAACGGCAUAGACUACAGCGCGGCCAACCAGGGCAGCGACAUCAUUCCCACCAUCGCGGCGCUGCUGGACCAGCCCAUCCGCUUCUGGAUCUUCGCGGGUGAUGCGGACAGUGUGGUACCGUUCACGGGCACGCGCGUGUGGAUAGAGGCGCUGGGGCUGCCAGUGCUGCAGCCGCACUACCCCUGGCUCAUGCCCUCGGGCCAGGUGGGCGGGUGGGCGACGAGGUACGACAAGCUGACAUGGGUGACGGUGAGGGGGGCGGGCCACCAGGUGCCAACAGGCAAGCCCGAGGAGGCGUUUGUGCUCUUCCAGUCCUUCCUCCUCGCGCAGGACCCCCCCAGCACUGCUCAGUGGUGA